This is a messenger RNA of Aureobasidium pullulans EXF-150, 1071 nucleotides long. RefSeq names its product TLD-domain-containing protein. The transcript is spliced from 2 exons. The record is from RefSeq and is a predicted model, not a curated record. Gene Ontology annotation, cellular component: nucleus. Bases 1 to 1071 code for a protein of 356 amino acids. Gene Ontology annotation, biological process: response to oxidative stress. NCBI's taxonomy places the organism in Eukaryota, Fungi, Ascomycota, Dothideomycetes, Dothideales, Saccotheciaceae.
AUGCAGCAUCCAUUCAAUUCUCCUUCACCUACUCGCACUCGCUCCCCCUCUCCUCCUCCCAUAGGCCAUUCGUCCUCCUCGGCCAUCGACACGCGCGACACCAGCCCGUCAUCACGCGAUAGUGACCCCGACUCCCACCGCAAAGACAGCACCAACGACAAGAACGAAGGCGGCUUCUUUCAGCACAUCACAUAUCCGGUAUCCUACACCUUUAGUGGCCUGCUCCGCCGUCUCAGCGCAGACGAAGCUCCUACACCUCUCGCUCGUGCCCUGUCCGCCAACUACAACGGGACCAUGAGCCCAUCGGCCACCUUUUUCGACGCUCCCAAACGCCGUCUCUCGCCCUUUCAGCCACCGCCGCUGACUCCUUUGACUCUCGUCGGCUACAGAGAGAGCACCCCGCUUGCUAGCAGGUUGUUGGAAAAGGCCCUGGCUGAAGAGAUCCGUUUGCUUGUGCCGCCGCGGGUCCAGCUCGUGGAUGAGUGGAAGCUGAUUUACUCGCUGGAGCAGAACGGUACCUCUUUGGGCAGUCUGUAUAGCUUGAGCGACGAAUACAGAGGCAAACGGGGUGGCUUUGUUUUGGUCGUCAGAGACGCCAGCCAAGGAGUCUUCGGUGCAUACCUCUCCGACCCCCCUCAGCCUCAUCCCCAUUACUAUGGCACCGGCGAGUGCUUUUUGUGGAGCGCUUUCCGCCUGCCUUCUCUACCCGAUCUCUCAUCCUUACCUCCCCCUCCCUCUGCCGACACGACCCACAUGCAGCGAAGCACAACUAUUGCUACCACUACAAAAAAGCCCUCGUUGACUGCUUCGGCUUCGAGAAGUGGCACCUCGACACCUGAUAGGAUAAGAUUCAAGGCCUUCCCCUAUACUGGCGAAAACGACUAUACAAUCUUUUGCCAGCAAGGCUUUCUGAGCAUUGGCGGUGGUGACGGUCACUAUGGUCUUUGGUUAGACAACAACUUGGCCAAGGGCAUCAGCUCGCCCUGUCCUACAUUCGGCAAUGCGCGUUUGAGUGAUGAGGGUGAGAAGUUCGGCAUACUCGGCGUUGAGCUGUGGUACAUUGGCUCUUAA